This is a messenger RNA of Scomber scombrus (Atlantic mackerel), 3090 nucleotides long. RefSeq names its product vesicle associated membrane protein 1b (gene vamp1b). Lineage: Eukaryota; Metazoa; Chordata; Actinopteri; Scombriformes; Scombridae. The coding region runs from base 692 to 1069 and encodes 125 amino acids. The transcript is spliced from 6 exons. Gene Ontology annotation, cellular component: SNARE complex; plasma membrane. Gene Ontology annotation, biological process: vesicle fusion; vesicle-mediated transport; SNARE complex assembly. Gene Ontology annotation, molecular function: syntaxin binding; SNAP receptor activity. The record is from RefSeq and is a predicted model, not a curated record.
GAGAGGGGGGAGGGGGGUACUGCACUGUCGUUACGAGUCCAAGUGGAGAAGGCAGGAAGAGAGACGCAUUAUUGCAGCAGCCUACAGUGCCAUAACACUUUCACGGACGGAACAACCGCACUUCGACAAGACGCACGUCCGUCUGCACACAGAGAGAGAGAGAGAGAGAGAAAGAAAGAAAGAGAGAGAGGUGGGGGAAGAAAUCAAACAGAGACAUCAUAAUUUUCAUGACUGGACUUUUUUCCCCUCAAUUUUUAAAAUUGCACGCAUUUGUCAGUAGCUUUUAGUAGAGGCAACUCAACAUCCAGCCAAUCAGUGCUGCGCUUCAGCAUCCAGGCGCAGGAUCACUUGGAGCAGCUGGACGCAGACCUGCAGGGAGCCAAACAUGCGUGGAUUUCUCCUGAACGGAUUAUAAUCUAGAAGUACUUUGCUCUUGAAGCUGCUCUCUUCACUUCCUGCUCUCCAGUCCCAUCACACAGUGAAUUAUCACCCGACCCAGUACUACGUGUCUCGGUAUUGCAGUACUUUGCUGACACUUGCAGUAUAAAUGCAUCGCUAGAAGAUCUGCUCCACUGCGCCAAGAACGUCCGCCUCAGUUUACUUGUUGUACUUCAGACCCUCCCUCUCCUGCCUCUCAGCCUGUCACCCCUCCUCCGCUGCCCGUGAGUCAGUUCAAACAGCUGCAUAGAAGAUGUCUGCCCCAGAUGCUGCUGCCCCAGGUGGAGCCCCCGGUGCUCCAGGAGCCCCCGGUGCAGAUGGAGCUCCAGGCGGUGGACCCCCCGCCCCACCCAAUACCAGCAGCAACCGCAGGCUACAGCAGACACAGGCCCAAGUCGAGGAGGUGGUGGAUAUCAUGCGGGUGAAUGUGGACAAGGUUUUGGAAAGGGACCAGAAGCUUUCAGAGCUGGAUGACAGAGCGGACGCUCUUCAGGCUGGAGCCUCCCAGUUUGAAAGCUGUGCAGCCAAGCUAAAGAACAAGUACUGGUGGAAGAACUGCAAGAUGAUGAUCAUGAUGGGCAUCAUUGGAGUCAUUGUGGUUGGAAUAAUAUUCUUGUACUUCUUCUACUGAGCUCAGCCCAUCCACAGAGAUGGACAUGGACUUGAGAAUGAUAUGAGAGGGAAGAGAGAGAAGAAAAAAAAAAAAAAACCUAAACGCCACUCCUCCCCUUUUAUCCAUCCUCUCCUCCCUCUCUUCACACAGUCUUCCAUCAAACCAUCUUGCACUUAUACAUGACAGUAGUGUUUAUAGGUGUCUCUGCUCUUUGUCCCCCUUUCCCUCCCUACUUGUUUUGGUGUAAAGUCUUACUCACUCUCUCCUGUCUCUGCACCUCAUGUAUUAUUGAAGGACGCAGCAGGCAGAGUGAAAGUGGAAGAAAGAAAAAGGGAAAGAGGGGGAGAGAAAACCCUUGCGACACGGGAACACGUGGGGCUAGGCCCACUGGACAGAGCUAUGGGGGAAAAAACACGGGGCGAGACAAAGGACGAGAGGUGGAGAAUGUGUGCAAGAAGAUUGAACAAGAGUUUGCAGUCCUUUCUAUCCCAGACACACCAAAGCUUGUUCAUAUUACCUUUUUUGAGAGUCCUACAUUUGUAAAUUGAUACUAACACACUCCUUCUGUCAUAACUGCUGCCGUCAUUGCUUCUUACUAACACUAAGUCAUAAUAGAUUAAGAUUAUGAUCAUUUUUGUUGUAUGCGCGUGUGUGUAUUUGUGACCCAAAGUAUUGUAGCCAGUAGCUUUAUCCCAGUUUAGCUAAUGGGCUUUUACUAGUAAUUUGUUCUUUUCCUUUCCUGUCUAAUUUAUUUCAUGUAGUCUCUUAAUUCUGCAACGCUCAAUAUUGACAUUGACAAGAAAAAAAAACAUGUGGAAAAGGAAAAGACACUGUGUGAGACCAUAAGGAAAGGAAAAAGUGAUUCAGGGAAAGGUAGUAAGAGCAUUGUGACAUUUAUUUUUCCUGUAUAAAUAAGUGAAACUUAAUUCUGAACUGAUAAGCAAUUAUUGAUGAAGUAGUUGUAUAACUGUGCUUACUUUAUACCUGGCGUUUUGUACUACAGGUGGUGGCAUAGUGGUAGUGUUAUGCUUAGUGGCAUAGUAUUACGAACAGCAAGAAAAACAGACAAGCAGCCACUAACAGACAAUCUACUGUACACAUGAGUGGACCAGAGGAGGGUCUCUUAACUCUGACUUGGACAGAGUCACAGCCAUAGACAGAAGAAUGUGUAAAGUCACAUUUCAAACAGGUACAGAUGUCCACUUGUGUUGAGAGCUGUUCUGACAAAUGGUUUGUUUGUUUGAUUGUCAUUUUAAGUUGACCUGAUCUCCAAAAAAAGCAGGAAAAUGGGAGAAAAGACACAAUUUGCGGAGCCACCUGGCCCUCCCUCCCCCCUCACUCACAUAAAUACAGACUCACUCCUCACCUGCAGUGCGUUAAAGGCCAAAAUGAGGUUUGUUUCUUACUUGCAUGGCAAACAGUGUCCAUAGUUUUGCCUAUUUGUGUGACCUGUGUAUCUGCCAUUUCUGAAUCUAACUGCCGAUUGUACAUUUUCUUUUGUUAGUGGUUUUAAGGACCUGUGUAUAAUGUCUUUCUGAUCUGACAACUACUGCUUAUGCAAUGCAAUGAUGCUCAAAAGUUUGCCACAUUUUGUUGAAUUCAGUUCCUUUUGAGAGAAAAAUAAUAUUCAGAGACUGCAAAGAACUGCAACUAUAGUGAACUGUUAAAAACAUGUAUGAGUUGAACCAUAGUACAUGUCUGUCGGGAAAAGUGUUUAUAAAUUCUUUCAGAUUUUUGGGGGUAUUGUUGGAUUUAACUGAAAAGCUAAUUUUCCUCUCUUAGGACUGAUUGAGAGUUGAUAAAAAUGUGAAAAUAUGGACAACCCUAAUGUGCAAAAUGCAUUUAUGCAUAACUGCAGCUGUUAAUCAAAAAUUAUCAAAUGAUAUUGUGCACCAAUAUUAUUUGGUAAUGAACACAUGAGAUAUGCCAACAUGUUUUCUGAUUUACAACCUUAAAAUGCAGUAAGAGAUGCAACUAGGUUUGCGAAAACAAAUGCAUGCUUACCACUUUUGCUGAUGCCAAUAAAGAAAUCAUCAACA